Messenger RNA from Astrephomene gubernaculifera, 2370 nucleotides. NCBI's taxonomy places the organism in Eukaryota, Viridiplantae, Chlorophyta, Chlorophyceae, Chlamydomonadales, Astrephomenaceae. The record is from the annotation of a GenBank genome assembly.
GCUUCUAAUACAUACACAUAUGCGCGUUGCGUAUUUGGACGACAACUCGGGUUUGAGGGUAAACUUUAACAGGCGUUGGUGCCGGUCCUCGAGUAUUACCAAAGGUUUCUAAACAACAAGGAGCCUCGAUUGAACUGUGUGCUUUCUUGCCUCUGACUUGCUAGAGCCAGCCUAUCAGCCGAAAACAGCUGUAACUGGUCAACGUCAAAAUGACUACACAGAGCAACCAACCGGAUGUGCUGAUGCAGCUCGACCCGGAAUUCAAGCACGAUUUGCCGCCAGAGCUUUUGCUCUCCAUUGUGCGCGUCCUGCCAGCCAAUGAGAUUGCGUUAACCGGACGCCUCAUCAAUAAGGCUACUGCUGCGCACUUCCGUGGCCCUCAGUUCACCACGGUGCGGCUAUCCUUGCCUUCUCCUCCGCACGCCUUCGCGAAGCGCUGGGGCAGUCCGGGCGCCAUGCGUGGGCUCACGCUUGCGCAACGCCGUCAGCUGCUGUGCCUGACCGCAGCCUCCGGCAGCCUCCCCAACCUCCAAGUGGCAGCAACCCACGCGGGAUGCGCCCUAAACGGCCGUGGGUUUCUAGCAACAAUUCACUCGGGAUGCGUCCAAACAGGCGGAGCGUUCCCAGCAGCGGCUGCUGCUGGGCAGCUGGAGGUAUGUCAGUGGCUGCGGCAGCAGGGCUGCACCUGGGAGAGCCAUCCCUUGGACGCAGCUGCAGAGGCGGGGCAGCGGGCGGCUUGCGAGUGGCUGCUGGCUGCCGGCUGCCCCUGGAGCCACGCAGCUGUGUACUCUGCGGCUCGAGGGGGCCAUGUGGGGCUGAUGGAAUGGCUGCUGCAGCAGCGACCUGAGAGAGCCGAGGUGUGCAAUAUGAGACUGCUGCAGACAGCCUCACGCGGUUGCGACCUGGCGACACUGCAGCGCCUGUACCGUGACUGGCGGGGCGCGCGGCUAGGGCGGCAGUUCAAGUGCGACAUCCUCACAACCGUUGUCGGCAGCCCCGCCCCCGACUGGCAGGACAAGGUGGUUUGGCUGGAGAAGCAGGGCUGUCCCAAGGACCCCUCCGUAUGCGCCGAAGCAGCUACCUGCUCCGAUGCGCUGAGCCGUCUGGCAUGGCUACGGCGGCGGGGCUACCCGGUGGACGAGAUGGCAUUGCACUUGGCGGCAGAACGGGGCGACGUCGCUGUCAUGGACUCCCUGGACUGCUUCAUGAACGAGGGCGACCAGCUCGAAGUGGACAUGAUGACGCUAGGCUACACUGCAUCCAAUGCAGCAAGGCACGGCCACCUGGCUGCCUUGCAGUGGUUCUUCGCCCGCUUUGAUUUGAACCCGUCUAAUGCCCUCGACUCUGCUGCUCAAGGCGGACACCUCGAGCUGGUUUCCUGGCUGCUGGGGCGGGCAGGGGGGAACAUGAGGAGCGCCCUCUUUGCCAGCGCAGCCACGUCGGGCAACCUGGAGCUGCUGAGGUGGCUGCGGCAACGCGGCUGCCCCUGGGAUGCGAGCGCCCUCAGCAGGGCUGCGGAGGCGGGCUGCGAGGAGGCGCUGGAGUGGCUGGUGGAGCAGGGCUGCCGUUGGGGGUCAAAUGGUGACGCCUACAUCCGUGCUGCCCGCAACGGUGACCUGGGUACACUGCGCUGCCUGCGGCGGCUGGGCUGCCCCUGGGGAACACAUAAGACCUUUACCACCUGUGUUGGCGACAAUUGCCCCCUGGAGGCGCUGCGCCUGCUGCUGGAGCUGGGCUGCCCCGUCAACUGGGGGGAGGCACUGAAGAAGGCGAACAGCGUCCGUGACGUCGCAUACAGGGACGGGGUGCUGGCAUUGCAGCACCAGCAGCGAUAGUUUGUUUGUGAGGUGUGUUGGCGCUUGUACAGCACCAACUGUGACCACAGCGCUUCACAAUGGGGGAUGACAUUGUAUGCGAUGGUUAACUGGUUUGUUUUCCGGCUUCGUGCUGCUGUCAUUCUUAUGGGGUAUUAACACAUUCUCGGGAGCGGGGAAAGGCCGAUUGCUUCCUAGCACCAUGAGCAGGUGCGGGAUGGUGGUGUAGCAAGGUGAACAGGACGAGGCCUGACAAACGAAUACCGGUACUGAUGUUGCGUUCAUGUGGUGAUGUGUGUAUAGCAGCUUCUUGACUAGGUGCUUAGGUGAAUCGCGCGGCUCUGAGGCACAAAGCCCUUUGCAAUUGCAGUACGCAACAAUUUCUAACGGACCUCCCGGUGGCAGGCUGAGCAAGCUGUGGCAGACGUACGUCAGGGCAAUGGUUGGCGUCGUAGUGGUGGUUCCGGGCAUGUAAUGGAUGUACGGUUGUUAGACGGCAGCAAACAUACCGUCAGGUGUCUGAUACGGUUAGAUACGCGACACGCAUACAAUGGUG